Molecule: messenger RNA, 708 nt
Organism: Aspergillus oryzae RIB40
Lineage: Eukaryota; Fungi; Ascomycota; Eurotiomycetes; Eurotiales; Aspergillaceae
Exons: 2
Coding region: 1-708 (235 amino acids)
Biological process (GO): endoplasmic reticulum to Golgi vesicle-mediated transport
Cellular component (GO): COPII-coated ER to Golgi transport vesicle; Golgi membrane; endoplasmic reticulum membrane
Molecular function (GO): COPII receptor activity
Source: RefSeq, a predicted model, not a curated record
AUGUGGAUCCUACCCUUACUAGGAUAUUUGGGGGUUAUUGUGGGGUUCUCAUUUCUUACUUUGGCCAUAGCUUCUGGGCUCUACUAUAUGUCGGAGCUUGUAGAAGAACACACUGUUCUCACCCGUCGCCUUUUGACUCGGUUGAUAUACAGCAUUAUCCUCAUCCAGAUCCUCCUAUUCGUAUUUGACCGGUUUCCUUUCUCUCUAUCCCUUCUCGGCAUCGGUUCGCACAUCGUUUAUGCAAGCAAUUUAAGACGGUUUCCUAUCGUCAAGCUAUCGGAUCCCUUUUUCAUUCUGUCAUGUGUUCUUGUUGGUCUAAACCAUUGGCUGUGGUUCCGUCAUUUCUCAAAACCUCUACCUGCGUCGCGAGCUGCAUCCAGCUGGCGUCAACCAUACCAAAUUAAUGCGGAGGACAUGCCGACUUUCACUGAAGUUGCAUCUUAUUUCGGACUUUGUGUCUGGCUGGUCCCUUUUGCGCUCUUUGUCAGCCUUAGUGCGGGUGAAAAUGUCUUGCCCAGCAUAGGGUCCGAAUAUGCUACUGGCGAUCAUGUUUCAGCCCCAGGGUUUGCUCGUAAUACUUUGACUUCAGAUGGGAAAUCCAAGAACAAGGGCAUGGCAAAGGUUCUGGUGGAUAGUGUUCGGGACUGGGUCAAAGAAAACGGCGAAUUGAUGGGAUUUUGGAGAGGUGAACGCUCGAAAAGGUUCUGA